Molecule: messenger RNA, 8052 nt
Organism: Pezoporus flaviventris
Lineage: Eukaryota; Metazoa; Chordata; Aves; Psittaciformes; Psittacidae
Gene: TRIM67
Product: tripartite motif containing 67
Exons: 10
Coding region: 321-2549 (742 amino acids)
Molecular function (GO): protein binding; zinc ion binding
Source: RefSeq, a predicted model, not a curated record
CGUUAAAACAGCCCCACCGCGCUCCCUGUCCGCGCCGCGGGUGCGAGGCAGCCCUGCCCUCGCCGCACGCACCCGCCGGGCUGCUCCUCCGGCCCUUUCCCCGACCCGGCCCCGGCCUGGCCGCACGGAGCUGUCUACCCACGGCGGGUGCUGAACUGCCCGACGCGGCAGCGGUGGCCGGAGUCCUCCCGGCCUCUGCCCGGCGACCGGAGCCGAGGUAGGAGGCGGCGGGCGCCGCGGAGGAUGGGGGAAGCCGGCGGCGACCCCGCGCCGGCCGCCUGAGCCCGCCCGCGCCCCGCACACAAAGCCUGGCAGCGGCCAUGGAAGAGGAACUGAAGUGCCCGGUGUGCGGCUCGCUCUUCCGGGAGCCCAUCAUCCUGCCCUGCUCGCACAAUGUCUGCCUGCCCUGCGCCCGCACCAUCGCCGUGCAGACCCCAGAGAGCGAGCAGCACCUCCCGGCCCUGCUUCACCCGCGGAGCCCCGCGCCGGCCGCCGCCGCCGCGCCGGGGCCGGGAGCGGCCGCGGGCUCCGCCGCCUGCCCGGACUCGGAGUGCGCGGCGGGCGGCGGCGGCGGCGGGGACCACGCGGACAAGCUGAGCCUGCACAGCGAGACCGACAGCGGGUACGGCUCCUACACCCCCAGCCUGAAGUCCCCCAACGGUGUGCGGGUGCUGCCACUAGUGCCGGCGCCCCCGGGAGCGGCGGCUGCAGCUCCGCGGGGAGCCGGCCCCGCCAGCUCGUCCCUCACCUGCCCGCAGUGCCACAGGAGCGCCUCCCUGGACCAGCGCGGCCUCCGCGGCUUCCAGCGCAACCGGCUGCUGGAGGCCAUCGUGCAGCGCUACCAGCAGGGCCGCGCCGCCGCCGCGGCCGCCGCCAAGUGCCAGCUCUGCGACCGCAGCCCGCCCGAGCCGGCAGCGGUGCUGUGCGAGCAGUGCGAGGUGCUGUACUGCGCUGCCUGCCAGCUCCGCUGCCACCCGGCCCGCGGGCCCUUCGCCAAGCACCGCCUGGUCCCGCCGCCCUCACACCCGGGCGCCCCCGGCGGUGGCGGCGACGGCGGGAAGGGGGCGGGCGGCGGCCGCAAGCUGCCGACGUGCGCCGAGCACGACCUGGAGAACUACAGCAUGUACUGCGUGAGCUGCCGCAGCCCCGUGUGCUACCAGUGCCUGGAGGAGGGCAAGCACGGCAAGCACGACGUCAAACCCUUGGGCGCAAUGUGGAAGCAACACAAGGCACAGCUCUCUCAGGCUUUAAAUGGUGUUUCAGAUAAAGCAAAGGAAGCAAAAGAAUUUCUGGUCCAGCUGAAAAAUUUAUUGCAGCAGAUCCAGGAGAAUGGGUUGGAUUAUGAAGCCUGCCUUGUUGCUCAGUGUGAUGCCUUGGUUGAUGCGUUAACACGACAGAAAGCAAAACUGCUCACAAAGGUGACCAAAGAACGUGAGCACAAGCUGAAGGUUGUCUGGGACCAGAUAAAUCACUGUACUCUGAAGCUACGCCAGUCAACGGGGCUUAUGGAGUACUGCCUAGAAGUUAUCAAAGAAAAUGAUCCCUCUGGGUUUUUACAGAUUUCAGAUGCUUUAAUCAAGCGUGUUCAGGUAUCUCAGGAACAGUGGGUCAAAGGAGCCUUGGAGCCAAAAGUGUCUGCUGAGUUUGACUUGACUCUGGAUAGUGAACCUUUGCUGCAGUCAAUUCACCAGCUGGAUUUUAUUCAGAUGAAAUGUAGGGUUCCUGUUACAGUGCCACCCGUCCCAUUACUGCAGCUGGAGAAGUGUUGCACCAGAAACAACAGUGUGACAUUGGCCUGGAGGAUGCCACCCUUGACCCACAACCCGGUGGAGGGUUAUAUCUUGGAACUUGAUGAUGGAGAUGGAGGCCAAUUCCGAGAAGUAUAUGUUGGCAAGGAGACUCUCUGCACCAUCGAUGGCCUUCAUUUCAACAGUACCUAUAAUGCAAGAGUCAAAGCUUUCAACUCAUCGGGAGUUGGUCCUUACAGCAAGAUGGUUAUUUUACAGACGUCAGAUGUGGCAUGGUUCACCUUCGACCCCUCCUCAGCUCACAGAGACAUAGUGCUGUCGAACGACAACCAGACUGCCACCUGCAACAGCUAUGAUGACCGGGUUGUUCUUGGCACAGCAGCCUUCUCCAAGGGUGUGCAUUACUGGGAACUGCAUGUGGAUAGGUAUGACAACCAUCCAGAUCCAGCCUUUGGCAUUGCCAGGAUUAACGUUGUCAAGGACAUGAUGCUAGGCAAGGACGACAAGGCAUGGGCUAUGUAUGUUGACAACAACCGCAGCUGGUUCAUGCAUUGCAAUUCUCACACCAAUAGGACUGAAGGAGGAGUUUCUAAAGGUGCCACUGUUGGUGUUCUCCUGGAUCUGAACAAGCACAACCUGACCUUUUACAUAAAUGGGCAGCAGCAAGGGCCUCCAGCAUUUGAAAACAUUGAAGGUGUCUUCAUGCCUGCGCUGAGCCUCAAUCGAAACGUCCAGGUGACCCUACACACAGGACUGGAAGUACCACAAUGUGUGAAACAGCCCAAGCAGCCCAACAACUAAUGAAAUCCCUGCCUGACCUUGACCUGGAUUCUGUAAGCUUUCUCAGUGUGAUUUGGCACUUUUUAGUAAGUCAGUAAAAAAAAGCAUUCUCUUCCCUGACUUAAAAUACUGUACAGCAUGUUGCUCACUGAAUAACCCACUGGUUACAGCUAGCCCACUCCAUUUUUAAUUUAACAGCCAUAGCAAGCAUACCCACUGAACUGGCACUCGAUUGCAGAUGGGUACCUGAACAUAUCUACACUGCAUUGCAUACAUAUGUACACAUAUGUGCACACACACAUGUGCAUUACAAAGCAAAAGGUUAAAUAGGUGUAUUUCCUCUCUUAUGGCUGUAUUUGUGCUUAGAAGAUAUUAGAGAUGCUGGAAAAAAUGUGUAAGACUAACCUGAGGGUUGAUGGCUGUUGGAGCAAUUUGCCAGUAGGUGAACUGGAUUCUCUUGCCACCUGAAGUCCUUAAAUCAAGAAAGAAUAUGUUUUGACAGCUGAAGUGGAGGUUGUGUGCUCAAGAAUUCCUGGUUGUUCAUUACAUUCAGGGGCUCAGAUGACCAUUAAUUAUUCCUUCUGCCUCUAGACUGCAGUUAGCCAUGGGAUAACAUCCCCCUAUGAUUCAGUGGCAGAACUUAUCGUCUUCAACAAGAAUAAGCUUGGUUUCCAAACACUGCCAUGUAAUAGUAGUGCUCAUUUUAGCUAACACCAUGAUACAUGCAGAAUUCAGACACAAAAAGUAGAGAGAAAAAUAUCCUUGAUGCAUUUUAGUGUUUGAUAUUUAGGUGUGAUAGUGGAGACUAUCACAUACAGGCGCUCUCAUCAUGGUUAUAAGCACAACUCUCAAAAAACAUUGCAGGGUCUUUCAAUUGAAUUGAUAAGAGAUGUACUUUAAUACAGCAUGUGCAAGGUGUCCCAUGUAGAGAAAUGCUACUUUCUAGCCUUGAUAAGCCCUGGGCAACUGUAGUUCUAAUGUAGCUUUGAGAUCACAAGCCUUAAUUUUCUAUUAGAUUAGUGCGAGCUAAUUAAUAUCUUGCUUAAUGAAGCACUUGAGUGAGACAGAUUCACAGCAUUAUUGUGAAAUGUGUCCCUAAGAAUCUUUUUGCACUGGGGCGUAAAUCUUUUGCAAGACUUGCCUGUGUCUGGAUCUCCCAUGAAAACAAGCAGCCGUUUUAGGUGCUGCCCAUGAAAACUGGAGGCUGACUGACAGGAACAUUUCCCCCAGCCAUGGCAUUGUUACCCGCGUGCUGUUGUCAGAUAACACACUGAUUGUGUGUGUGCUUUUCCUCUAAACCCAGCUAACAUAUGUAAGCAAAGGAGGAGGGAAGCAGCCCAGAAUGAAACAGUCCCAGCCUAUUGCACAGGCAAAAAGCAGUCUGCCAUCGUGCUGCAUGUAGCUAACCAAGCAUCCUGUAGCCCACCUCUCCUGCAGAAAGCAGUGUACCUUCAGUGAUGUCAAGACUGAAAGAGGAAAUAUACCCAUGAUGGGAAAAAAUAACAUAAGCUUUUAAGUGGGAAAGAAACGGUACUUUCUUCAAAGACUGGAACAGAUUGUAUUGGUAAACUUGUAGACAUUGGAAUAACUGUGCUGUGCUCAUCUUGGUUUCUUGAAGAAUAGCAGAGAUUGACUGUGUUGUGAUGUUCAGUUUUGUUUAGUACCAUAUGAACUUGUGCAGGAUUUUCUGAUUAGUGGGUCUGUUUUAACCUACCUCAGCUAGAACGCUACCAGACCCUGAAUUUCCUCAAGUGUGCUCAUCUAUGAACAUAAGAGUUGUAAUCAUAGCAUUGGCUUUGAGUAUUGUAAGUCAGAGCGGUAUAUGGGAAUACUGUACAUAACUUGCACAUAGAUUUUUAUAUUGGGAAACAUCCCAUGAUAAUUUUAAUGCAAAAGGCACUCCACUUUCACUGGUAUUAAAACCAAAAAGACACUGUUAGGUUUGGGACAGAACCUGUGUCUUUACUCCCAACUUCUGUGAAGAAAACUCAAAUGAAUCUUUCCAAUGUUCAACCAUUGCCAGAUGUUUAAAAUUAAUUCUGAAUGGGUUUCAGAAAUAUUUGCAGUACUUGGUUUUGGUUUUCAUAGUUGCUUUGGUGUCAGUUCCUGGUAUGUUAUACCUUGGGGAGAACACAGUGAGUCAUACAGGUUACUAAUUCCUAGUGGAAGUAUGGACAGUAGGGAGAGACAUGUUUCAGAGCUGUGGAGAAGCUCAUUUGUUAUCCUGUACAUGUUUAUAAAAGUAGGGUGCAGACUAGCUACCAUGAGUCUUCUUUGAACCUAGGAGAAAUGCACUUAAAAUAAAAGGAGUGCAUUUAGAAGUAGGUAACCUGCAUUAGUAAGAAUAAUUUAGCCCACGUCAAAAACCAAACAAAGUGGUUGUAUGUGUUAGUUGUGUGCACAUUCAAGGACUUGGGUUUGACGUGGCUCAUAGCAAUAAGCUAAUUAUCCCAAUAGAGUGUAGUCUCAUGACUUCAGCUGGAUACAUUUUGACAGUUUGCUUAAAAGAAAUAAUGUUCAAGUAGUUAGAAUUAUGCUAGGAAACUAAUGACUCCACACAUGAAUAUGUAUGCAGAGCAUCCAGAUGGUGUUGGCCAUCUGAACAUAAGCAGAGUAGGAUUUUCUUUUUGUGGAACAGCAUCUAGUGGAAGAACUGGUGCACUCCCACCUGUGCUCAGGUUGGAGGUAGUUUGCUUCUCUGCAGGUAACUUCCCAGAGGUGUCUCUCCUUAUAAACCCAGCAGUUUGCAUGCUCUUCAUCUACAGCAUCUCUUGCGCCAGUUUUUGUUUCCUCCAAGUCCCUUCUUUAGGAGGGACUCGGCCUUUCACACCAUGGUCCUUGCAGGAACUGUGUUGCUGACUGUCGAGGGAGAACCCAGGGGCCUGAAGAGUGGCAUAGAUCCCCAGGGGGAGCACUUUGGAUGUUCUUGCUUGCUUUUGAUUCCUUGGAGUAUUUGUGCAGCUCUUUGGGACUCCAAGAUCUUCUGUCACCUUGUCCUGCACAGAGCUGCCUUUCAUGGGACUUCUGCUCCUAAACGCCAGGCUGUUCCUGAGAAGCCGGAGAGCAGAGCCUUUUGCACUGCAGUGAUUCCCAACAACUGUGGUACAAAGCCCACAUAAGGUAGCUGUAAAUUGACUUAAUGUUUAAAAACAAAAAACCCAAACCACAAACAAAAAAGUCCUUUUCUAAUAAACAUAACAUUUGACUUCUGCAUACACCAAUCUGGAAUCCCUGCAGAGCUGCUAAAUAAAUACAGCAGGCAAACUUUCUGUCUGGCAAAGCAACAAGGGACUCUUAGUUUUUAUCGACCCCCUGGUCCCCAAUCUUAGCCUUCAUGAACCUUCUUCCUGGCUCUUUCUGCUGCCAAUUUCUCUGCUAAUUUUAGUGGGAACAAUCAGAAGAUGUGUGCCACAGGAGCACUGUCAGAUUUCCCAAGGUGUGCAAUCCUACACUACUUCUGCUCCCUUCUUUUCCCUCGUCAACUCAGAAAGAGCUCACAAGAUGAUCUCUUACUACAAGACUUGAUGUAAAUAUGAGCACAAGCCUAGCUGACAGUCCCUUACUACUGCUGUGGAAAGGUAUGCGCUGUAAAACAGGUGUCAGUGAGGAGAGUACCACACUGUGAUGUAUCAUGAAUUUGGAAAGCAAUUUGGCUUCUAAAAACACAGAAAAGGCAGGCAAACAGCAUUGUGACCUCUUAUACUUGCCUAUUCAGUUAAGAUACGUAAGGGAAAAUAUAUAGGACUAAAAAAAAAAAAAACCCAAACCCCCAAACAAAAACGUAAGCUUGUGUAGAUCAGUUUAAGAGGAAAAGUAUUAAAUGUAAUUUAUUAUAUGCAUAAUGUUCCAUAAUGUUCCAUCAUGUUGUAAAUAAUGCUAUGAUAGUGUAUUGCCGUAGUUUGUUCUUGGCUGGUGAUAGAGUUCUGUCAUAGUGCUGUGUUUUAUAUAUAUAUUUUCUUUCCCCCACCCGAAGUCUAGUUAGUAAGGAUGCCAGAGAGCACCCGAUACUCUGGUUUCUGAGUUGUUCUAGAGCAAGGAGAAAUGUGAGAUGCAGCUUUUUGUUUCCUUACAUAAUAAUAUUUCUUAAAUGAGGUAAGAGAGAGAUGAGAUCAAGGCUAAGCUGCCACUACUACCGUAUGAAAAACAUUCUGAUUGCAACUGCCAACAAGAGGUGAUGCAUUUCUGGACCAAAAUUCCAAUUACUCCUGUGAGAAGGGGUGCAAAGUACCAACAAUCUGGUAGCUUUCUGGUGCCAUCUAGUACAUUCUUUGCUCACAAAUGGAAAGAUGAGGAAAGAGAGUCAUUAGACCUAAUUAGACCAGCUUUGCAGCAUUCUGCUUUAAUAGCAAAGUCAGGGAUUCAACUUUGAACCAGGCAAGAUAAUAUGAAAACCCCAAGCAUCUUGGCUAGAUCAGCUUUGGAAGGGAGAUUACAGUUUCAAGUCCAACAGGUUAUGGUAACAAGUCAACCACACUGCAGGUGUUAAAGGGCACUUGACACUGAGAAUUACCAAGCAAAGAUGGAGAGUCUUUCUUUUUUUUUUUUUUCUAAUGAAAAACUGAGCUGCUUCUGGUUUUUACUGACAACAUUUCUGGUGGUUCCCCUGCCCAGCACUAUUGAACACUGCACACACACACACACAACUGGCUGGAGUAACAGCCUGAAGCACAAAUCCAUCAUAACUAAGACACACUUGUUCUUCUUACAUGCAGAAGCCCAUAUGCAAGCCACAGAGACUCGAUGCCUGGGGCUUCCGCGUCUUUGCACAAUAGAGGGGAUAAGUGUGUGUUUUAGUGACAGAGGCACUCAGCAGCAUUUUCCCCUUCUGUUAAAAGUGACCUUUUUGUUACAUUUGUUAUUGCAGACGGAUCCAAGCAGAAUUCAUUACAGAAUUAUUCUUAAUGCUAAUUGGAGAUUUCUGACAUUUUCCUAUGAAACAGUAGAUAGAAGUAUUCCUGGAUCCUGAUUGCGUUCCUUCAUCCUUCAGCUCCCUUAAAUGUUGUCAAUAAAAACACUAACUUUUCUAGGUAGCAUGGUGAGAAGAAUUAUGUGAUGAAUAUUAAAAAUAAAUGCAUGAGGUAAACCUGCUGUUAUUUCUGAUUGUUACAUGAAGCAUGAAUAACACUAAUUUAAAUGUUGGCAACCAAAAAUGCGCAAAGGAAUAAGAUAACGGUGUUUACUUCUGGUUAAACGAAAGAUGAGAAGUUGUUCCUGUGUUUUAACCACAACAUUUCUUUCUUUAUCAUCAUUUCCCAUUGCUUAUAUGAAUUUGGAGCUGGUGAAAUAUACAUCUCUGCUGUAUGUGUCUGUCACCAGAUCAAGAGGAAAAUACAAACUUUUUAUAAUUUUGUACCUGCAGCAAACGUUUGUAUUUUUUGAAUUAGAAACAAACUGCUUUUUGUCUUUUGGUCCAACUAAAACUUUGUGUACUGUUAUUAUUAUUAUUACCCUUUUGGAAAACCUGACCUAUGAGUUUAUGCUGUUUUACAGUUUCUAAAUAAAUUCUUAUAACAUUGCCAACAAA